Messenger RNA from Entamoeba invadens IP1, 2049 nucleotides. RefSeq lists its product as hypothetical. The transcript has a single exon. Lineage: Eukaryota; Evosea; Mastigamoebida; Endamoebidae. Gene Ontology annotation, molecular function: hydrolase activity, hydrolyzing O-glycosyl compounds. The record is from RefSeq and is a predicted model, not a curated record. Gene Ontology annotation, biological process: carbohydrate metabolic process. The coding region runs from base 1 to 2049 and encodes 682 amino acids.
AUGCUUGUUCUUCUCUUCGUUGGGUUCACAAUUGCCUUCCGGCCUAAUCCCGCUUUUGGUCUGCACAACUUUGACGAUGUUAUUGUGACUUGGUGUGGCUCUCGUAAUAACAAUAACGAAAAUCGGUUCAGAGCCUCUGGUAUUUGCCAAUUGCGCUCCAACGUUAACAACUAUGCACAAACACUCUUAGAAACAGACGGAUUUUCUUUUAUUGUCGGAGACACAAAAUACAGCGACCCGGUCCAAUUUGAAGGUGCAAACACGAUAGAAUAUCCAGGUGAAUAUUCUCAUCGACUUGAAACAUACAACGACGUCGAAAUCCCGACUGUAAAACUAACUAAAAGAUAUAUAGUAAUUCCAACCAAGCCCUUUACCCUUGAAAAGUACGAAAUAACAAAUGAAGGAGAUUCGGAUAUUGAAGUGAAUGUCAUGGACUAUAUCACAUCCACUCAGACAGAACAGCCAGUGAAAGGUGGUAUCAUCGAAGGCACUUUCAGUCAAUACUUUGACUAUUCUGAAGACGCACUAUUGACGAACAUUUCUUUGAUUAUGGGCAUGGUUGGUGCAAACACACAGACAUUUAGUGAUUUAAAUGGGUCUUCUCCAAUUACUGAGUUUGCCGAAGGGGGGAAGUUUGUGCAAGUGAAAGAAGCACAGGCAACCCAAAUCAUGUCUGCUUUCCAGAAGAAUGUGACUGUCAAAUCAAAUUCGACGGAGAGUGUUAUCGUUUAUCGAAUUGUCGUUCCAAGCAAAGAAAUUGCUACUACUGGUGCCGAAUUGGUGAAAGAAAUUGAAGCCAAAUCAUAUGAUGAAUGGAAGGACAACUUGAAAGUUUUCAUGGACCUCCACACUGCAAAUUAUAGAGUUCCCAAAUUUGAAAAUUUAGACGAGGAAAAGAUGUGGUACUCCUCUGUGCUUACUAUGUUGUACUCCCAAAAUCCAACGGUCGGUACUUUGGUUGCAUCCUUCCACCCCCUGUAUUACUACAAGACUUGGACCAGAGAUGCCGCAUACUCCGCAGCUAUUUUGACAGCGAUGGGAGAGUACAACGGAGCUGAAAAGUUCUUGAAAUGGCUUGCAAAAGCGGAGCUCCGAGACGGUGGGUUCUUCGCAACUACAUACAGCUGGUGGGAUGGAACAUAUGUAGGGUUUGUUGAGCCACAAUAUGAUUCUGUUGGUGUUGCUUUGUAUGUGUAUUACUAUUACACACAAAUGACACAAACAACUGGAUUAAUUAAGGACGAAACAGUCAAACAACGAAUUAGAAAAUUGGAGGAUUUCUUGUUGUAUAGAGAUUGGAAAAAUCUUAUUAAGCCAGACUAUUCGAUUUGGGAGGAAAGCAGCGAUGGAUGGACUUCAUUAAGUGUCCCACUGCAAUAUUAUGGAUUCACACAAAUCCAAGGCCACCACGGAUUGUUAGCGGCUGCUAUGAUUGAAGAGAAGUAUUAUAAAGAUACUAAAAGAGCUGAAUUGCUGAGAAAGAGAGCGCAGGACCUAUCAACUUCAUUUGAGAAAUUGUUCUGGAAUGAAGAGAAAGGAUACUUUGUCCAAGCAAUUUGGCAGGACAACAAAAAGCAGAAAGUGAUCGUCGACACAUCGACUGCGACUAUGGCGUUCAGUGACAUUGUAACUGAUCAAAUAAAGAUCAAAAAGCACUUUGAUAACAUCAGAAAGUUCAACACCAAACUUGAAUACGGCCUUGCAAGAUAUCCACAAGACUCAUACUUCUAUUCCUCAAAGUGGAAUAUUGGAGGAAAAGAAGCUGGUGAAGCAAGCCCACCAUGGGGAGUUGUCACAAUGUUUAUGAGUUGGGCUGAAUUGCUCUACGACGAAUUCGACAAUCAUGCAAACGUAGUUAAAGAAAGAUUGAAUUGGAUGAUUAAACAUACUGGAAACGAUUAUAUGCCAUGCGGAGAAGCUGUAGACGGAAUCACUGGCGACCCGAUUAUGUCAUCAAUGCCUGAUGUAUACGAACACGCAGGUGUGUAUAUCAUGACAGCGCUUCAGAAUCAACAACUCGUCCCACUCUUUAAUUAUAAGAAGUGGUAA